AUGCUUUCCCCUACAGCGCUGGAUCUGCGCUCGCAGCUGAGAUUCUACAAGUCGUACCACCGCCAGAAGGCGAACGUGGCGAUCCACGCCGUCUUUGUCCCGACGAUCCUGUUCGCCACGAUGUGCAUGCUGCACCGCGUCGAGCUGUAUCGUGGAACUACGCUGACACAUGUGUUCACGCUCGGCUACUCGGUCUACUACCUGCUGCUGUCGCUGCCUGUAGGUCUGCUGGCCACCGGCAUCCUGGUGCUGGCAAACGUCGCGCUGGACAGAAAGUGGGUUCACAUGUCGCUAGCCAGCGAGCUGGCGCUGUUCGUCCUUGGCUGGGUAUGCCAGUUCACAGGACACGCGUUCUUUGAGAAGAAGAGGCCUGCCUUGGUCGACAACUUGCUGCAAAGUCUCGUUUUGGCACCGUACUUUAUCCUGUUUGAGCUGCUCUUCAAGCUGGGAUUCAUGCCCCAGCUGCAUGCCCAGCUGGAAUCAGACCUCAGCGAAUUGACUCAAGACGACCGGGCACUCCUGAGAUGA
Messenger RNA from Torulaspora globosa, 528 nucleotides. RefSeq names its product 2-hydroxy-palmitic acid dioxygenase MPO1 (gene MPO1). Gene Ontology annotation, cellular component: endoplasmic reticulum. Gene Ontology annotation, biological process: sphingoid catabolic process. NCBI's taxonomy places the organism in Eukaryota, Fungi, Ascomycota, Saccharomycetes, Saccharomycetales, Saccharomycetaceae. The coding region runs from base 1 to 528 and encodes 175 amino acids. The transcript has a single exon. The record is from RefSeq and is a predicted model, not a curated record.